This is a messenger RNA of Galeopterus variegatus (Sunda flying lemur), 5329 nucleotides long. RefSeq names its product protein kinase, cGMP-dependent, type I (gene PRKG1). The coding region runs from base 32 to 883 and encodes 283 amino acids. Gene Ontology annotation, biological process: protein phosphorylation. The record is from RefSeq and is a predicted model, not a curated record. Gene Ontology annotation, molecular function: ATP binding; cGMP-dependent protein kinase activity. NCBI's taxonomy places the organism in Eukaryota, Metazoa, Chordata, Mammalia, Dermoptera, Cynocephalidae. The transcript has 8 exons.
GUUGAAAAGUGAAGAAUCAAAAACGUUUGCAAUGAAGAUUCUCAAGAAACGCCACAUCGUGGAUACAAGACAGCAGGAGCACAUCCGCUCGGAGAAGCAGAUCAUGCAGGGGGCUCAUUCCGAUUUCAUAGUGAGACUAUACAGAACAUUUAAGGACAGUAAAUAUUUGUAUAUGUUGAUGGAAGCUUGCCUAGGUGGAGAGCUCUGGACCAUUCUCAGGGAUAGAGGUUCGUUUGAGGAUUCUACAACCAGAUUUUACACAGCGUGUGUGGUAGAAGCUUUUGCCUAUCUUCAUUCCAAAGGAAUCAUUUAUAGGGACCUCAAGCCAGAAAAUCUCAUCCUAGAUCAUCGAGGUUAUGCCAAACUGGUUGAUUUUGGCUUUGCAAAGAAAAUAGGAUUUGGAAAGAAAACAUGGACUUUUUGUGGGACUCCAGAGUAUGUAGCCCCGGAGAUCAUCCUGAACAAAGGCCAUGACAUUUCAGCCGACUAUUGGUCACUGGGAAUCCUAAUGUAUGAACUUCUGACUGGCAGCCCACCGUUCUCAGGCCCAGAUCCUAUGAAAACCUAUAACAUCAUAUUGAGGGGAAUUGACAUGAUAGAAUUUCCAAAGAAGAUUGCCAAAAAUGCUGCUAAUUUAAUUAAAAAACUAUGCAGGGACAAUCCAUCAGAAAGAUUAGGGAAUUUGAAAAAUGGAGUGAAAGACAUUCAAAAGCACAAAUGGUUUGAGGGCUUUAACUGGGAAGGCUUAAGAAAAGGCACCCUGACACCUCCUAUAAUACCAAGUGUUGCAUCCCCCACAGACACAAGCAAUUUCGACAGUUUCCCUGAGGACAGUGAUGAACCACCACCUGACGACAACUCAGGAUGGGACAUAGACUUCUAAUGCAUUUCUCUUACCUGCUUCUGCCUUGCUGAAGACAGCUUUUUCUGAGACACAGCUGCCAGCAAACCUGAGGGAAGGAGAGAAGAUUAGUGCUCGGGGUCACCAUGAUGCCUUUGAUCGAUGCUGCUCCAGUAACUACAGUGGCAUUUGAACUUAUUGCUUAGAUGACAAUAGUGCUCUUUACAUGUUUUCUGUUUGAACCUAAAAUAGCAGUUGACAUGGUGGUCCUGAAGCAAAGCCUUUCACCAGUAAAGAGAUGUUUUCUAUUGUUGCAAUGAUCUUGCUUUGCUCUGAUUAUAAUUUGAAAGACUGUAGGAAACACUUCAAUCUAGUAAGAGUCUGUACCUUGCUAGAAUUAUCAAGAGGAUGAAAGAAUAAUAUAUUGGGUACGAUAGAUUACUAUGGUACAGAAACUGGGCUCUUUCCUUUCUUCAAGUGAAGGUUGUGGAAUCUGUUACUGCAAGCCGGUGUACAUACCGUGCAAAAGAGGACCACACAUCUGUCGGUCACAGAGUUCAUGUUAAACCAGUGCUAGAAGUUUCAUGAAUUUAUCUCCCAGCAGUGCUGAUGACAAGACUGAAUGUUACCUUUUCUUUCUGACAGAUUUUAAAAAUUGAUAUGAUAAAAGCACAACUGCUCUGGAUUCUGCCGAGAGUUCUCAUAGCAGGUCUAUAUGCGUUUUCACAGAGGAUUGAAAAAAAUGCAUGACAUUUGUUUGUUUCUUUUUGAUAAAUUGGCAUGACAGAGUGAGGAAAAAAGCAAUUCACAAAACCAUUUCAUAUUCUUAAGAAUAUUGUGCUUAAAGAUGGUCCUCGAAAUAAAUGAGUAGCAGCCAAUUGGUUUUAUUUAUUACCUAACAUACCCUCAAACUGAGGCUUAAAAUAUUCCCUUUUAUAAAAAUAAACUCUUGGGUUGGGAAUGGGGUAGGGUGGGGAGAGAUUAAGACCCAUCCAAAAAAUAAAAAUAAAAAAACUAUAUAGGUGCUAUGUAUAUCUUUCAUCUGUAAAUGUCAGUGUCUGAACAGACAACACAAAUUCUAAUCAUUACAUGUGUAGCCAGAGAUUCAAGCAUUUUCACUAAAUUUAUUAAACCAAACUCCUGUCGAAUUUCACUUAUACAGCAUAUUCUAGGGUUAAGGGAGAAAGGUGAUUAAAAACUCAUUUCAACAUUAGCUUUUUGUCUUAGGCCUGAACCAAAAAUAAAUAAAUAAAAGAAAAGAAGAAGAAAGAAAGCACAAGGUCAAAGCUAUUAAGAUUACCAAACCAGGAACUUCAUUUACUUGAGGUCAGGGAAUAAGACAAGAAGGUAGUCAGGUGUUGAUUACCUUUGCAUGAAUGAUCGGAUGUGAGUCCAUGCACUUGUCAAAGUGGGAAGUAGACAGGAAAACAGGAACUGAUUUCCUAAAAGUAAAUUUUAGUGAAAUAGAACAGAAAUCUUACAAUCCUGAAAUUUCACACUAGCUAGAAAAGACUAGAUAAGAAAAUAUCAAACAGAUUUUCUUUUUUCACAUGAGGAAAAGAAUCAGCAAAUUAAACUGAGUCCUUUGUUGGCAGACCAGUUGACUAUUAUUAGCUGUCAUAAGUAGCAGAGUCAUUUGGGAGUUUUUCCUGGACAAAUAGCAUUAUACCUACACAGACAAAUGCAUAACCUUCCAAGCUGUCAUUCUGAUUUGGAACUAUGUGUGAAUUCAGUAUAUUAAAUAGAGGUUUGCUUUUUUCCAGAAGGGAUUUAAAAAAAAAAAAAAAAAAGAUCAAUCAAAUGUAGACAUUUCUGCAGGGAAAAAAGAAACAAAAAACAAUUAGAUCAUUAUACCCUAGCCAAGAGACAUAUAUUAUGAAUUUUGUUCAAAUUUUACAUACUCAAAAUUACUUUAGAAUAUGGUAUCUUAUGAAAAUAUAAUACUCUAAAAACCAUAUGGAGUAUAAAAGUACUAAGGCUAUAUUACACUUAAAGUUCAACUAAAACUUUGAUCCUAGGAUAUUACUAUUAUUCUUGUGUUAUUAGAGUUUUCCCUCCUAUACAAUUGCUCAAAACUGAUCUAUUACCUAGUAUGUCUGCUUUCUUCUACAGAUUUUAGAAUAUAAAAUUAAACAUACCCACCUAAAAUCCAGCUAUGAACACGAUUUCAGAAGUUUUAUAUUACUUUUAAUUGGGCUUUUAAAAAUAAAUAAUUCCAACAUUUUAGUUAAUGUUCAGUAAUUUUUGUUGAAAAAUAGUGUGGUUUAGGCAUGCUAAAGGCUUGCUAAAUAUUAAAUUUAUCUUGUCUUUAGGACAGAGAAUCUGCCUCUGCAACUUUUAAAAUAUCCCCAGAGAUUAGCACUUACUGUAGAUUUUGGAACUGUGGUUCAAGUCUAAGACAACCAAUAUGUAUGAGUUCUAUGGAGAAGGAAGAAGUAGCAUUCAGCACGAUGGAACUGUAGAUGGUUUCUCCCACUUGUUACUGCAUCUUUGUUCAUUUCACCAUGGCAUGGCAUUAGGAUGUCUAAAGCAAUCACCAAAAAAUAAAGGUGAACUACAUCUUUCAAGAAUUACUAACAGAAAACAUUUACCUAAUUUUCAACAUUGAAUUUUAAGGAUAUAAAUCUUGUCUUAAUGAAGACACUAGGGCUAAAAUUCAUGGUCAACUUCAUAAAGUGCAUCUCACCUGAUUUCUGAAUCUUUCAUGCCCCCUCUAUUUUCUUACACUAAAAGCAUCUGGAUAAGUUAGCAUAGUAACAAUUUGUUUGAUUUGUUAACUGACUUUCUUGUUAAUACUUCAAGUACGGGAAAUAAGGGCUUUCUGUGUGUCUUGACUCACGGGAAAACUGAAAACUGCCAAGGGAAGGAACAUCAUAAUAUUUGAGAUAGAUUGAAUACAAAAUGAUUUUUGGAAAAUUGCUAUAAAUUAUUUUUAUGUUUGUAUCUUUAUUAUUAAGAUAUGAAUCAGAUCCAUUUAGCAUUUAAAACAAAUUUAUGUUGGUUAUAUUCUUUAUAAUUCAUAAUUUUUACUUAAAAUGAUGGGACAUGCAUGUGAAUCACACAUGUAUAAUAAUAUAUAAACUCAACUAUUGAAUUUUUCUUGUUUCAUUUCUAAAUGACUGAACUGAUGGUGAACUUAAAUUUAUAGAAGUCAGCUACCAUAUUGAAAACAAGGAUGUUAGAACUGAUUUCGUACAAUAGAGGUGAUCUGUGCAUUAUCCAUAACAAUGUUUUCUUUCACAACAGGACCACAGACAAAUAUUUAUGUAAAUAGAGAUUUUUGUGUGAUAUUUUGUGGUACAUAUAACUUUUUUUGGUAUUUCACAGCAUUAUGAUUUCAUUUUGUUUGUAUUGAAUAAUGUUUUUAGGUCCAAGUAGACUUGAAUUAAUGUCAUAAUUGUCAGUAUUAUUGAAAAUUAUGUCAACUGUACUGUUAUUCAUCUGUCCCAUAGUUUAGAACAUGACCUGGCUAUCUGGCAUUGUUGCAAGUGCCUUAAAUUCAUGGCAUCCUAUUAAAAAAACAAAUUUGGUGUUAUGCUGCAUGACAAAGACAAACACACCUCAAAAUGUUGUCCUUUCUUAGCUUGCUGCGUUUUACAGUUCUUUCUGCUAACAAUUUAUAAGCCUUUAUUAUAUAAUAUUGAUGAAUUACAGAAAUGAUGAAGUUGUUCUCUUAUUUCUGUUAAAUGUACCAGAGCUGUGUAUCUGUUAAUGAGAUACAGCGUCAUUUCUGUGAAAUGUAUAAAUGUAUGUGCAGGUCAAAUUAAUAUAUGACAUACUAUCAGUCUGUAUACAGGUAUUCCUGUUUUGCUAAGCUGUGCAGAUUCAGUAAAAAAAAAUCGUGCAGUCAAGUUCUAACAUUUUUCAUUUUAUAGACUCCGUUGCCAAUGGCCCAACCCAAAUGAACAAUUGGAAAUGACUGCUAACCACACUUCGUUAUGAAACCAAUGAUGAAAAAGUACCUUGGUGCACCACUCAACAAAACAGGAUGCUUUCCCUGAGUUCUUGCAUAUGCAAAUCAUUUAUGAGGCAAGUUUUUAACAGACCUAGAAAGCAAAACAUUGAGUGUGGUGUUAGCCCUCCUCUUUAUGUGCCCCUGCACCAACAGACAGAGCUCUGGGACCGUGACAAUGACUCAGAGGUUUGGGCUUUCUGAAUAAAGGGACAUUUCUUUAAGCAUCAUCUAUCAAAUUUAUUUCAAUGUUUGAUGUUUUUACAACUGGUCAGUUCUUUUGUAUUCUUACAGCUAUGGUUAUUUGAUUGUCCUCUUACAAUUUGUUCUACAUGAAAGAGUCCUUUGUUAGUCAGAAUGCAACAAACUGUCAUCAAAUGGUCAUUGACCACUUGCACUCUUUUGAUGUAGAUUAAAAACUUUUUCAUAAACUUAACCUGCUUUGAUUUGCUCUGUAUUUUUCCUGCAGCUGUAAUUGCUGAGUGCCUGUUGUAUACUUUAUAGAGUUGAAAUAAAAAAAAAUAAUUACUUUUGAA